AUGUCCCGUUUAAAAAAAUUAUCAUGCAAUGAAUAUUGGAGUACCAAUGAAAUUAUUAGAACAGAUGUCUUUGGUAAACAUAUGACACGGGAUAGAUAUCUCGCAUUACAAAAGGUGCUUCAUUUUAACGACAAAAGAUCAGAGACGUCUAAAAACCUACUAAUAAAAAUUCGUGAACCUUACAACAAACUGCGCGAAACAUUCAAAAAAUCAUUUCGUCCCUUCAAGGACUUACGUAUUGAUGAGAGCCAUAUGCUUUACAAAAGACGAUUGUCGUUUAAACAAUACAAACCCGAGAGGAGUAGGUUUGGAAUAAAAACGUUUGUGUUGUGCGAUUGUAAGACAGGAUAUAUUUUAGAUUUUAUUGUUUAUACCGGCGCUAUUUCUGACGUUGAUACAUUUUCUGAAAAAUUCGGUAGAUCAGGCAACAUUGUGGUAAACUUGCUACAACAGUAUUUAGGAAAGGGUCAUCAAUUGUUUGUCGAUAAUUGGUUCUCAAACCCCGCACUAUUCAAGUUUUUGCACAGUUGUAGUAUAAACUCAUGCGGAACAGUAAGAAAACGAUGCGAAGGUAUUGCGAAAAUGGAAGAAAAAUUAAAAAGUGGAGAAUUAAGUUUUCGAUCAUCGGGUAAUUUGCUUGCACUAAAAUGGCAGAGCAAACACGAAGUUUGGAUGCUAUCCACGAGUCAUUCAGCGGAAUAUCGAAACUCUAGAAAGAUAAAUUAUCGUACAGGUGAAGUCGUACAGAAGCCUACGUGUAUAUUAGAUUACAAUAAAUCAAUGGAAAUGGUUAGUGAAACUAACCGUAUAAUAAGCGCGGUUGCAUGCACAAGGAGAACCUUAAAAUGUUACAAAAGAUUAUUCUUUCAUUUAUUGGAUCUUUCGGUGUGGAAUUCGUAUUGUUUAUAUAAAUUCAAGACCAAAAAGGUUCUGCCAAUGUCCAAAUUUCAUUUAGCAUUAAUUACGGAACUUUUACAAACGUAUCCCCGAUCAAUGGAGACAGCGUCUUCUGUUAGAUCCGAAAGUCUUUUACGUCUUACUGAAAGACAUUUUCCAACUUUGUAUAAAAGUGAUAAAGCUAAUAGAAAAAACCCACUGCGGAGAUGUGUUGUAUGUGCCAAACUUGAUAAAAGACGUUGUUCGAGAUAUUGUUGUAAGCAAUGUAAUGUAGGCUUAUGUAUAGUUCCGUGUUUCGAAAUAUAUCAUACACAACUUUAUUUUUAAAUUUAA
Molecule: messenger RNA, 1230 nt
Organism: Bombus terrestris (buff-tailed bumblebee)
Lineage: Eukaryota; Metazoa; Arthropoda; Insecta; Hymenoptera; Apidae
Product: piggyBac transposable element-derived protein 4-like
Exons: 1
Coding region: 1-1224 (407 amino acids)
Source: RefSeq, a predicted model, not a curated record